Messenger RNA from Penicillium olsonii, 297 nucleotides. The record is from the annotation of a GenBank genome assembly. NCBI's taxonomy places the organism in Eukaryota, Fungi, Ascomycota, Eurotiomycetes, Eurotiales, Aspergillaceae.
AUGCUGGUCGGAAGUGGGAAAAGCGGAUGUGGUUUGCCCCCCCGCGCCGGCGACACCCCUCCAACUUUUUUUCCCUCUUCACAUUUCUCGUCCAGACAGCACAACAUGACUCGGGGUAACCAGCGCGAUAAUGAUCGGGCCAAGGCCUUGAAGAAAGCCGGUAACACGAAGAACAAGAACACUAUGACCGGUACCCAAUACCAGAAGACCAAGGAGGAUGCUGCGGCGAUCAUGCGUGAGAAGCAGAAGAAAGCCGACGAAAAACGAGCCGCAGAAGCAGCCGGAGGGAAAAAAUAA